Acipenser ruthenus (sterlet) is the source of this 6845-nucleotide messenger RNA. It is a transcript of the gene ano3, whose product is annotated as anoctamin 3. Gene Ontology annotation, biological process: chloride transmembrane transport. Lineage: Eukaryota; Metazoa; Chordata; Actinopteri; Acipenseriformes; Acipenseridae. The transcript has 27 exons. Gene Ontology annotation, cellular component: plasma membrane. Gene Ontology annotation, molecular function: protein dimerization activity; chloride channel activity. The record is from RefSeq and is a predicted model, not a curated record. The coding region runs from base 451 to 3624 and encodes 1057 amino acids.
GAGAGUGAACGCGGUGGCAAAUAACAAGUGGAACUUCAGCUUGAACUGACUCGCUUUAAUAACACUGCUAAUGCCAGGAACUCUGCAAGUGCGAGUGAAUGUCACGUUCUAGUACAGACCAGCUCUGGGACUCUUAUCAGUGUUAAUGGAACUGAUAACUUUGUUGUGCGGUAGUUAACAGAUAAAGAGAGGCAACAGGUUUAGAAUCUCAUCGUACACUUGGAAUACGUUUUUUUUUCUCUCGCUCUCUCGCUUUUGCCUUCAAUUUGAAUGCUGUACAAAAUAAUAAUAAUAAUAAUAAUAAUAAUAAUAAUAAUAAUAAUAAUAAUAAUAAUAAUAAUAAUAAUAUUCUCAUCACAGAACUGCUCAAUAAAGUUGGUUUAAUUCUCCUGUGCUUAACUAGAACAUUUCUUCUCAGUCUUAGUGCUGGAGUGAAGUUAACGAACAGGUAUGGAUGUUGAACUCGGGGAUUUGUCUCUAGAUAGACGUGAAGCUAGCAAACCUUUACAAUCAGAUAUUAUGAAGAGUAUGACUUCCAGUGACUACAGCAAUGGCACGCACAGCAUGGACUCCCCUUGUCCAUCAUCCAAAUCCACUACCACUGUGUUGUCAAGUACCUGGCCCCUGCAGAAGCGUUACUCCAGCCCCUUCCUCUCAGGGCACACUGGGUAUGAGGACAGCAGCCAGUCGCUGCUGAGACCUGCUGGGUUACACUGCUCCGAGUCCUGGGAAUCCUCGUUGACCACCCGCUCCUUCAGCCUGGAGACUCACACAGGCAUGCACACGAGUAUCAGUGAAAUCAUUAAAGACAAGACACUGAGGCCAUCCAGGAGAAGCAUGCCCUGCCUGCCUCAGAGCCAGACUCACCCCCAGAAUCUGAACAAACUGUCCCUGCACCAGCCCAGUCAGACCCAGCCGCAGGCAAAGAGCGCCGAGCCAUCCUCCGUCAACAUCUCCUGUGAGAAAGAUGGAGGAAAGGAUGUGUAUAUAGAUGAAUCGGAACAAGGAAACUACGACUUCCGGACGGAUCAGUCCCUCUUGAUCCAAAAAACUUUGAACCGUCCAAAACUGGAAGGCCGCACAGAGUCCUUAGAGGAUAACAACCCAACUGCACCAUCAGGCCUGUUCUUUAGGGAUGGGAAGAAGCGCAUUGACUACAUCUUAGUGUACAAGAAGUCCAGCCUGCAAGUGGAAAAGAGAUGCACCUUUGAGAAGAACCUGCGAGCAGAAGGGCUGAUGUUGGAAAAAGAGCCAUCUUUGACAAACAGUGACAUCAUGUUUGUUAAAACCCAUGUUCCCUGGGAGACACUUUGUAAAUAUGCAGAUCAGCUGAACAUCAGAAUGCCAUUCAGGAAAAAAUGUUAUUUCACUGAUUGGAAGAGCAAAUCCAUGGGCAGGUUUCAGCGCAACCUGAGACAGCUGAAGAGCUGGCUGCCGAGGAACCCUAUGAAGCUUGAUAAAGAGGCCCUACCUGACCUGGAGGAGACAGACUGCUACACUGCGCCCUUCAGCCGAGCACGCAUGCACCAUUUUACAAUCAACAACAAAGAAACAUUCUUCAGUAAUUCUACAAGGAGUAGGAUAGUCCAUCACAUGCUGCAGAGGACAAAGUAUGAAGAUGGGAAAUCAAAAAUGGGUAUAAACCGAUUACUUGGCAAUGGGACAUAUGAAGCUGCCUUUCCUCCUCAUGAGGGCAGCUACAAAAGCAGACAUCCAAUCAAAACUCACGGAGCUCAGAAUCAUAGACAUCUACUGUAUGAGAGAUGGGCAAGGUGGGGCAUGUGGUACAAGUACCAGCCGUUGGAUUUAAUAAGACGGUACUUCGGGGAGAAGAUCGGCUUGUAUUUCGCCUGGUUGGGGUGGUACACUGGCAUGCUGAUCCCUGCUGCUCUCGUUGGGCUGUUUGUCUUUCUCUACGGGCUCUUCACGAUGGACUCAAGCCAAGUCAGCAAGGAGAUCUGUGAAGCGAACGACACUAUCAUGUGCCCCAUGUGUGAACGCAACUGUUCAUUCUGGAAGCUCAGUGAUAGCUGUGUGUACGCAAAGGUUACACAUCUUUUUGAUAACGGAGGAACUGUCUUCUUUGCGAUUUUUAUGGCGAUAUGGGCCACCGUGUUUCUGGAGUUUUGGAAAAGGCGACGGGCAGAACUCACUUAUGACUGGGACCUCAUUGACUGGGAAGAAGAGGAGGAGGAGCUACGGCCCCAGUUUGAAGCCAAGUAUUCCAAGGUGGAGCGAGUCAAUCCCAUCACCGGGAAGCCAGAGCCCUUCCAGCCCUUCACAGACAAGCUGAGCCGCCUCAUGGUCUCCGUCUCAGGAAUAUUCCUCAUGAUUUCCCUGGUGCUCACCGCAGUGUUCGCUGUGGUUGUGUACCGGCUGGUCGCCAAGGAGCAGUUUGCCUCUUUCAAAUGGGAGUUUGUCAAGAAGAACUGGCAGUUUGCGACGUCAGGAACCGGAGUCUGCAUCAACUUCAUGAUCAUCAUGUCACUCAACGUGGUAUAUGAAAAAGUUGCAUACCUCCUUACAAAUUUAGAGCACCCCCGUACAGAAUCGGAAUGGGAGAACAGCUUUGCUCUCAAAAUGUUCUUGUUCCAGUUUGUUAACUUGAACAGCUCCAUCUUUUACAUUGCUUUCUUCCUGGGAAGGUUUGCCGGUCGGCCGGGGAAAUAUAACAAACUGUUUGAGAGAUGGAGGUUAGAAGAGUGUCAUCCUAGUGGCUGCUUAAUAGACCUCUGUAUGCAGAUGGGCAUCAUCAUGGUUUUAAAGCAAAUCUGGAACAAUUUUAUGGAGCUCGGUUAUCCGCUGCUGCAGAACUGGUGGUCUCGGAGGAAGAUUAAGAAGGGGAGUCCCAGGCAGAGCAUGGAAAACAAAGGGAUUCUACCGCAGUGGGAUGAGGACUGGAACCUGCUGCCCAUGAAUCCACAUGGCCUGGUGGAUGAGUACUUGGAAAUGGUGUUGCAGUUCGGUUUCACCACAAUCUUCGUGGCAGCCUUCCCCUUGGCGCCUCUGCUGGCUCUGCUCAACAACAUCAUUGAAAUCCGUCUGGAUGCCUACAAGUUCGUCACACAGUGGAGACGACCAAUGCCAGCCAGGGCUACGGACAUAGGUAUCUGGUAUGGAAUUCUUGAAGGGAUAGGAGUCCUCGCUGUGAUUACCAAUGCAUUUGUGAUAGCCAUUACGUCAGACUACAUCCCUCGAUUCGUCUAUGCAUUCAAAUACGGGCCCUGUGUGGACCAGGGCUACAGGCAUGAAAAGUGUUUGAGAGGCUAUGUGAACAGCAGUUUAUCAUGGUUCAACAUGGCAGAGCUGGGCAAUGGAAAUUCAGGCUAUUGCAGGUAUCGGGACUACCGGGCUCCUCCCUGGGGCUCCCCACCCUAUGAUUUCACUCUGCAGUUCUGGCACGUGCUGGCAGCCCGCCUUGCUUUCAUUAUAGUCUUUGAGCACCUGGUGUUUGGGAUAAAAUCCUUCAUUGCCUACCUAAUCCCGGACAUGCCCAAAGACCUGUGUGACCGAAUGAGGCGGGAGAAGUACUUGGUCCAGGAGAUGAUGUACGAGGCAGAGCUGGAGCACCUACAGAAGGAGAGGAAAAAGAACGGCAAACGCUACAACCACGAAUGGCCUUAGCAUUGCACCCACAGAGCAGCUGUACACGUGAACAGCACAGGACUCGAACAGCAUUGGAGAAGAGAAAGAAGAGCUGGAAUCCAACUGGGAAGAACCUGAUCUUGGAAACCACAUUCACGUCCGAUCAAGAGUGCAUCCAAAACAGGGAUAAUUAACCAAGCAUGACGCGGAAGACAAUACAGAGACUGGAGGAUUUUAUUUUAUUGCCGAUGUGUGUUUUUGAGAAACAAAACAUAUAUACAGUAUGUACUGAAAAUCAUGCCUUGUAAUGAGCAUUAGUGUGUUAGAAACAGUCACUUGGUAUAAAUGAAGCAGUUUGACAAUUAGCCAAACUUUGUAAAAAAAUAAUAUAAUAAAAGAACCCAUUUGAAAACUGUUUAGACGCUUUGACUUCACAUUGCACUAAUGGCCAGGUGUUUGAUGCUAGCUCUCCCAUAAGCUUGGUCCCUCAGGACUUGUCCUGUUUGUGCAAUCUGAGCACUGCGAAGGGUAAUGAGUGCAAUCUUAAUGUAUACUAUGCAGAUCAAGGACUGUACAUCACCAUUAUAUCCUUUUCAUUUAAUUUACGACAUGAAAAAAAAUGCAGCUGUUUAAAAAGACCCAAAGACUUGUAUUACACACACAGUAACACAUGCUUUAGUAAUGAUUAAAAAUGGAAAUCAGUUUUUUUGUUACAUGCAUAUAUAUAUAUAUAUAUGUAUAUGAACACAAAGAAGCACAUAUGUUAUUUUUGUGGUGAUGUACAGUUCUUUUUUUUUCUUUGAGUCGGUUAAAAUCCAAUGCAUGUGCAACAGAUAUUUCUUGAGUUUAAGUUAUACCUGCAUUCAGCUUGAUAAUGAUUCUGAUUAAAUACUGUUUUCUUGUCUGAACCAAUUAUAUAGUGUUUGUUACCAGCUGUGACCGAGAAAGUCUCCUGGCUGGUUUCAUUCGGAAACAGAAUCAAGGCGCGAUGAAGGUGGUCUUUUUCAAAGGAUGUACAGUCGGAAUGGGAAGAUUACUUAGAAAUCUUUCUCUGCUCCCAGGAUGGCAUGUCAUUCAGGUGUACAGUACAUGCAUUUGUCAGAUUCACUGUUUGCCUUCAGGCUUGGGGUUUUCUACUCUUUUGGGUGAAAAUCAUGAGUCUUGCCUUACUAAAGAUCCGUCCGCUAAGAAAAGCAUAUCGUUGCAGCAACUGUUAAAUAGCAGCCUCUAUAAUGCAUCCUCAAUGCUACAAUUAGAAGAGGGGAUGUCUGUACUGUCUUAAAAACAAUGCUGACGUUAUUAUAUUUCAGCCUUCUCCUGUUGUCUACAGUACUAGACUCUUACUGACAAUAGGUUUUUUUUAAACAAUUCAAAACUUUGUAUUUUCUCAAAAUCAGUAACCAGAGAAUACACAGUGAGGACAUACACCUGUUUCAACCCCAAAAAAAGUCUCAAGCUUAGACACAGCAAACUGCACCAUAGAGUGAUCUUCCCAUUUCCAUACAGGGGGUUUGCCCAUAUAAUAGACUUCUAAAAGUUGCCGUUACAUGGUGUUUUAGUUCUAUGGUGUGUCAUAUUCGGUGCAUUUUAACAGACCACUCAUAUAAAUGACUAUGCACGUGUGUUUGCCUUCUGUAUCAAAAACAAAUAAGUAGUAGAUUAAUUGCUGUGUGUGGAAAACAAAAUAUCUGCCUUGACUGGUUCAGGGCUUCUCCAAACUGGCUAUGGACUUUACAUGUCAUGCAGCAUGCAAGCUUUUCUGAUUAUAAUGAAAGAGAGAAAGACAGAUUGCUGCAAAAUGUAUUUUCUAAACCCUUAAACAAAAUGUAUUGAGCACCUAGCCUUUUUUCAAACCACGUUUGCAUGCCUUAGAUGCAUAUGUGAAUUCUGCAGAAGAAAAAGCCUUAUUAGCAUGCCGUCUCUCUUAAAAUAAUUCAACUAAAAGAAAGCAUGUGCAAAAAAAAAAAAAAGUCUUGCUAUGGUCAGCACAACUGCAAACAUUCAGAUGGUCAUGUCCGGUCAUGUUAUGAAUGAGUCCAUGUUAUUGUCAAUGCCCCAAUGGUUUACAUUAGUGGAAGCCCCUUUUGCAAAUGAAAACUGAACCGUACACUGCAUGCAAAGAGUAGUGCAAACAGAAAUUGAAAGAAGCUUCAACCAAAAGGAAAAUCUACCUACUAAAAAAAAAUAUUAUUAUUAUUAUUAUUAUUAUUAUUAUUAUUAUUAUUAUUAUUUAAUUUAUUAGAGUAAAAUCAGAUUUAGAGAUUAUUAUGCAGCCCUAGAAUAGGAGGAAAUAGUAUACAAGAAUAAUUUGAAUUAUUUAAUUCAAUAUACAAAUAUAUAUAUUAAAAUAUUUAAAAAAAUAUUUAAAAAAAAAAAAAAAAUGAAUGCAUAUAUUGAAUAUAUAUUUUUGUAUUCAGACCAAAUAUUUAAUUGUAAUAAAUAUGCAAAACGCCUCUACUCUUGAAUGAAAAUUAAAUUUUCAUUGAUCCAGAUUUUUGGCAGGGAGAGGGGAAGGGGGUUGUCAGGCAUGAUCAAUUCCCAUCAUUUUGUGCUCACUGAAUGAAACUACUGUAGUCCCUUGAUGUUUUAUGCAAUUCAAUGGAAGUUUAAAGUCCAAACAGCAGGGGGUGCUAUUUUACCUUUCUCUGUGUUCCAGUGCUGCUUAGUGGUGUGCUGUGCUGCAAUCUCACCCGCUUUUUGCACGAUGACCCUCCAUUAACUUUGAGAUAUUGGUGGUACAUAGCCUUUUAACUACAGCAUUGCUUGAUGUGAUUUCUGCAAAAGAGCUGACCCCAUCCUGCUGUAAAUAACCCCCCCGCCCCCGCCCUUAUCCUACUGAACAGUGCUUUUCUAAACCUGUGUAUCCUUGCUAGCAAUUUAAAAGCCAUUACCAUUAGCACUAUUGAGUACUGUUUUCACUACUCCCCCAGUCAUUGUGGAGGUGGGGGGUGGGGGGGGACUGUUUCACAUACUGAAGCUGAUGACAUUGAGCGGGUAUGACCCAGAUCCCCCCCCCAACACAAAAGACACCCCAAUGAGUUCUAAGUUCCAGGGCUUUUCCGAUUGAGAUUUUGUAGAUAAGCACAGUGGAUUAGGGUUUUUACUAUCAGGCGCCUAUAUGCAUGUUCUUAUAAGAUGUAUAUUUACUGACCAUUGUUUACUUCAUUCAUGUUUACAUGUAAAAAUUGUAACUACUUAACUGUACCAUACAGAUUUGGAUAUCACUUUUUUUCUGUAAUAAAGCAAUGAUUGUAUCUUUA